Messenger RNA from Mytilus trossulus (common blue mussel), 422 nucleotides. RefSeq lists its product as uncharacterized. The record is from RefSeq and is a predicted model, not a curated record. The transcript has 3 exons. Bases 6 to 410 code for a protein of 134 amino acids. Lineage: Eukaryota; Metazoa; Mollusca; Bivalvia; Mytilida; Mytilidae.
UAUCAAUGAUGCAUUCAGGUGUACAGCAGAUCCCAAAUGUAUUCCGUGGCAUUGAGUAUGCGACACUAUUCCGAAUUGCAUUGAUGGUGCAGAUGAAAUGCACUGUCAUGAUUGUAAAAAUAAUGCAUUCAUGUGUUCAGGAGAUGCCAAAUGUAUUCCGUGGUUUUUGGUAUGCGACUCACAUCCGGACUGCAGUGAUGGUGAAGAUGAAAUCGGAUGUCCGAAUGGACCACUUCUACAAAAAAAAAGCCCUUGAACAAAGGAUGAAGAAAGAUAAGGGUACAGUGCACACAGAAGCCCGCGACAAUAAAGGUAUUGGUGCAAAUAGGCAAUUUCUGAGACGAGGCAAAUCUCAUUUCAAUGACAACUUGAGGAAUUAUCUUUUACGCAGUAAGACUGAUGACAGAUAAACGAACAUAAUA